GUCACUUGGCAUUCUGGGACACAAACAUUGGUCGGUAUGAAUAACUGUAACAGCGACAGCAGCAUCCGUCGCGCAGAGAAGGAGACAGGACAAACAAGCGACUCGCCAGAAUGCAGCGGAGAGGAAAAACGGUCUUUUUAUGUCUCGUUUUUGUUGUCGCUGAGAGUGAGGCCCCUGUGGUUUAAUCUCUGAAAUGCAAACGUCGGACUUUAUGUGGUUAGCUAACGGCGGCAGCAAGUUAGCCCCGCAGUGAUUUGUGCCUGUCCGUUGGCUGGCGGCUCGGGGAAAACUGGUGAAGUAUUAAAAGUUCGCCCAGCUUCUUUUGUUCUGCCCACUGACUCGAUUUCGCUCGGAGCCGAGGGAGGACGACUCUGAACAUGGCGAGCGUCAGACACAGACGCAGCAAAACUUGCUUUUUAAAGUCGCUGGACUGGCAUAUCCCGCAGCUAGUUUACCCGAGAUAAGCGCCGGCGGAGCUGUCGCUCCGUGUAAUGGCAGUUGGCGUGGGAGCCGCGCAGCUGUGUGGUACCACCGCGGAUCUCGUCAUCGGGAAAACUUUCUAGGCUGGCUAUCCGGCCACCAUCCCAGCUGUCUCCGGGUCACCCGAGCCCCACCGCUGCUGGUCCCCAGAGGCGAUUUUGAGGGGCGGGGUGGGGGUACAACAUGUCAGGGGCCACGACCGUGCAGCUCUUCACCAAGCUUGUGAAGCACGGACUGGGCAAGACGCAGAUCCAGCUGAACCGCUGGCUGCAGAGGACCGCCGCGGAGGACUGCGAGAAAAUAGACAUCCUGAUAUGCGGCGCGUUUGAAGAGAGGAGCGUCGGGGCCGGGAAGUCGGAUGGGGACCCCGAUGUCAUCGCCGACGCAGCGGGGCCCCCCUUCAGCAGCAGCGGGGAGUUCAGACACCCAUGCUGCAUCACCACCUUCUGCUUCAAGAGCGCCCUGCUGGCCUGCAUCCUGACCGCCGUGUGCUUCUCGUCGGUCGGGCUGGUGCGGCAGUACCUCAAGGACCUCCUGCUCUGGGUGGAGAGCCUGGACAGCUUCGUGGGAGCCAUGCUCUUCAUAGUUGGGUUGAUCGUCGUUUCCUUUCCGUGCGGAUGGGGGUACAUUGUUCUGAACGUGGCGGCGGGCUACCUGUACGGCUUCGUGCUGGGCAUGGGACUGGUCAUGGUGGGCGUUUUGAUCGGGACCUUCGUGGCGCACCUGGUGUGUAAGCGGCUGCUGUCUGACUGGGUGCUGAACAAAGUCGGGAACAGCGACCAGCUCAGCGCUGUUAUACGAGUAGUGGAAGGAGGGAGCGGACUCAAAAUCGUGGCCUUAGCAAGACUCACCCCCAUACCGUUCGGACUCCAAAAUGCAGUUUUUUCGAUCACAGAUGUGUCCUUGCCAAACUACCUGGUGGCCUCCUCGGUGGGCCUGUUGCCCACGCAGCUCCUCAACUCCUACCUGGGCACCACCCUGCGCACCAUGGAGGACGUCAUCGCCGAGCAGAGCAUCAGCGGCUACUUUGUGUUCAGCCUGCAGAUCAUCAUCAGUAUUGGCCUGAUGUUCUACGUGGUCCACAGAGCUCAGGUUGAGCUGAACGCUGCCAUCGCUGCCUGCCAGAUGGAGCUGAAGUCGUCGCACAUGAACGGCUCCUCCACCAAUCACAGCGGCUUCUCGUACUGCAGCAAGAGGGCGACAGCCGGCGGCGGCAGCAGCUGCAUCAACGUGGUGUGACGGUCGACGUGAACGCGGGUUGCAGCUCCGAGGACCAGAGGAGUCGACUUUUAGGACUGCACAGCUUAAAGGGGAGCCCGCUGAGUUCUGGAGCCCGGAGCGUACCGCUGGCAAAGUUUACCAUUUCUCCGUCAUGACAGCGUCACAUUCGGGCGACAACCCGGAAAGUGUCUUUUGUUUCCGUAGUUUCUGUUGUAGAGAUGUUGGGACCACGCACCCUUUAAUAAAGACGGUGCUGUGAAAAUCCUCUGUUGGUAUAUCAUCUUAGGACCUUUUUAUUUGCUCGACUCGCUAAGGUACCUCUUAGUAUCCGCUGUUACGGGAGAUGUCAAUGAAACGGCGACUGUCGGAAAUAUCAGAGGAGACGUGAAACAAAGCUAGGCACCCGCCGCCUGGUGGCGUCGUUAUGAAUGUGCAAUUUGCCGCUUUCUAGAGAACCAAGAAAUUGAUUUUCUGUUGCCGACCUAUGCAGCUUUACUUCAUACGGUUCUGCUUUUGUUUCAUUUUAAGUGACUUUGUCUUCACCCAGUGCUCAAUGACCGUGUAAUAAUAAGGGCAUUAAUAAUACUUUUAGCUCAUUUGCUUUGCGUUGUUUUUAUUUUUUUUAUUUUUAAGUGCCCUCGUUUUGAAAAGUCUCCGAGCUCUUUCUGCUGGCUUAUUGCGCCCCGGCUGAGUCGCUUGGCUUUUCUGAGAUCAGUUUGUGCAGAGCUGCAGGAAGAAGAGCAGCUUCUGCAGCAGGACACUCAGGAAUGCUUCAUCCCCAAGAAGCUUAAGUGAAGUAUAAAGCCAGGAAAGGAUCCCUGCGUUGAAUUAUUGUCAGAUUUUCCUGGAAAAUCCCAGGAUUUCAUCUCACAUCUUUGUUUGAUUGACAUUUUUUAAGACUGAGUUUAAGGGUAAAAGUGUCAUUAGAAAAACUUCAAAAACAUCCUUUAUUGCAGUAAUGAAUUUUUUUUAUUUGAAACAUUUCAUUUCCAUUCCACGCAGAGGGAAAUAUUUUAAAGUGUUUAUUCCUGUUAAAUCGGAAAAUAAUGGCUUACUCCAAAUUCUGUUUCCAAGAAAAUUUAUGGAAUUAAUAAGGAUUUUUCAAUACAGAAAUGUUAUGAUGUUGCCUUGUUAUCGUCUAUACAAACUUACAGAAGACUCCUGGCAUAAAUAGGUCAUUAUUAAGGAGGCCGGCUCAUCACACAGGACUCCAUCCAAGCAUAUUCUUGGAAAGUCGAGUGGAAGGAAAACAUGUGAUGGAUUUCAUUUUCCAGCAGGACUUGACUCCUGCUCACACUGUCAAACUGACCGGUACUUGGAUUAAUAGCUGCAGAGUCACCGGUCUUUAUGGAUCAAAUCCAGCAAUGCAGAUGAGAGGAAAAUAAACCCUCCCCACCUCAGCAGAGCCGCGGGCUGAUUUACCUGUGGUUGACAAAGUAACCCGUGCAAAAGGAACCACAACCGAGUAUUCAGUCCAUAUACUUUACAGUGCAUGGGCAAACCUUUUGGUAAGCUGAUAUUACUAUAUUUAAAAUACUCUUUUAAACUGUACAAUGGGCUUUGCUGCACAAUCCCCUCAGCCUACUUCCACUAAACUUUCCUUUAAUGAUGCUUGGAUAGACAGCUUAGGCUUCUCCUCCUUGUGCAGAAUGACGAUGACUGACAACUCGGUAUUCUUCCCUGCAGCUGUGCAGGACGUGGCUUUCCUUUUGUUUAAAAAAAAAAAAGUUUUUUAAGGGACUUAUUUAAUAUUCUAGUUAAUUGAGAAAAUAAACUUUGCAUUUUCAUUAGCCGUAAGCUCUAACCACCGACAUUAAAAGAAACACUUGAAAUAUCCCCUCUGUGUUUAACGGAUCUAUACUGGAGUUUAGCUUUUACCUUAAAACACUUAGAUGAACUUUUAGCAGGUAUUUGAACUUUCUCAAGCUGCACGUAAGCUGUAAAUAGUUUUUUGUUUGAUCACAGAUCAGUGCAAUAUGUGACGAAAGAUUAACGAAGGGGCAUGAAUGUCGUAUUCAGUGCUGAAACCAAACAACUUAAUGCGUGCAGAGUAACCCAAACCGGAGUCGGCGUCUCCUUUUCGGUUUCUAAAGAAUGAAAUUAAGAUAAAAUAGAUUAUUUUUCUGUGCCGUAAAUGAGUAAAACCACCGACUUAACUUUAUUUUGCUACUUUGUCAUUGAUGAACCAAGCUUCUCGUUGCUGUAGAUUUCUUUGCACAGUCCGCCGAAACCGACUAACAAUAUUUUCAGAAAGGUGUCGUUUAACCUGGAAGGGGUUUGGUUGGUCACAAGUCUCAGAAGCUGACAAUCAAACACAACGUGGACACCAGGCGAUGAAUGUGACGCUACGUUUAGGUUUCGUUUUUACAUCUCUUAACGAUGCUGCUCCUCGGACAAAGUCUGGUCGAGGAACAAUAAGGGCUUCUAUCUAAAAUUCCCAUCUUGUUUUACCAGGACACCUGUUUUGUAAUCCUGGUUGAUCUUGUUUGGUUUUGGGUUUGUUUUUUUGUUUUUCCUCUUCUGUUUUUAUUUUAUUUUAAUUUAGUUUUUCUACAAACUUUCUGCUGGAAUCCAGAAUCGAUGUUUGUCCGGAAACAUUCCACGCCGUCAGUCCUCUUGAUAAGCUGUUAUUUUCCCCCCUUUUUGUUAAGUUUUUACUUUCAAUUGCCCCUUCCUGUUUGAAUUUAGCAAUAAUAUUCAGAGUAAAAAGCAAAAAGAACAAAAAAAACAAACAAAUAAAAUAACAAAAAGGGACAAAAAAAAUAAAGAUGUAUCUAAUAUGUCGAGCCAAGUGUCUGGAAUCCGGUUCAGCCCUGCUGUUGAAGAUGUUUGAAUCGUUGCGUCUGAGUUGGUAGUCGGACCUCUAUUUGACAUGUUUGUGUUCAACCUGCCUUUUACCUCCUGCUGCCUCUGAGGUUCUGUUGAGGCCGCGAAACGAAAAUGUGAGAGUUUGUAGCACUUUGCUCGGAGAGUCCCUGAAACUAAAGUUGAUUGACGUCUCACUGCUGUCGCACGAACAUCUUCAACCUCAGUCUGGAGCGCUUAAGGAGACCCAGGAGGAUACUUUCUUUCAUUUUCACAACGUUCCGUUUGAAAAGCAUGGCGAAAACGUGUUGUUCUCCCAAAACGAUAAUGUGAUUCAAGAAACGAGAGGUGGAAGAUUUAUCAUAUGCAGUCUACCAGCUGGGACUUUAACACAUUUGGGAUGGUGGGACGGGGUUUUUGGGUAGAAAUGUUGGUUCUUCCUAGCUGGGCUCUACUUAACUUUAGAUCUAGUUAUGCAACAACUGAUUCCUGACGGAAGUGUAUUUCAUAGAGAACCACAGAGGACCUGACUCUGCACACCUGAGCUGUUCUGGAGAGCAGCUGGGUGAUUAACGAAACGAGACGAGGGUCCGGUUUGGUGCUAUGAAAUGCAAUACUUCCCCAUUUGUAUCAAGUGCAUUACACAUAUGCUGUAUUUUUUAAUACAGACUUUUACAGUGUAUAAAUAUUAUUUAUCACUGUACAAAGCUUGUUCAGUGUUAUUUAUGAAAGACAAAAUAAAACUUGACAGACUUGUUA
Fundulus heteroclitus (mummichog) is the source of this 5265-nucleotide messenger RNA. It is a transcript of the gene tmem64, whose product is annotated as transmembrane protein 64. The transcript has 3 exons. Bases 664 to 1719 code for a protein of 351 amino acids. The record is from RefSeq and is a predicted model, not a curated record. Lineage: Eukaryota; Metazoa; Chordata; Actinopteri; Cyprinodontiformes; Fundulidae.